Fusarium poae is the source of this 2619-nucleotide messenger RNA. RefSeq lists its product as uncharacterized. The transcript has a single exon. Bases 1 to 2619 code for a protein of 872 amino acids. The record is from RefSeq and is a predicted model, not a curated record. Gene Ontology annotation, biological process: cristae formation. Lineage: Eukaryota; Fungi; Ascomycota; Sordariomycetes; Hypocreales; Nectriaceae.
AUGACUGACAGACGUAGUCGUCGUGACCGUGAUCGCGACAGCCUUCGAGUACCCCGCGCUCGACCCCACCGUAGCUCGAGGAACUCGUCUGUACGCUCUUCAGCUCGCUCAUCAGCCAACUACGAGGAACCUCGUCAUCGUCACCCCUCGACCGGUCCAACUUCCUAUCCUGCAGCAGCUCCAACUUCUUAUCCUACCAAUAGUCCUUAUUCGUAUCCAUCAGCCGCCAAUUCUUCUCGAUCUCUAAGAGCUGCUUCAUCUCGCUUCUCUCUCAAUGAGCAGUUCGCUGCUACUCGACAAGACUUCAAUCUCUGGGACGAUGAUGCGAGCUCCAUUUAUGACCAAGGCAUCAAUGAAGACGACGAAGAGGACGACGAUGAAGAUGAGGAGGACGAAGACAAGGCUGAAGACAAAGAUGAGGACGAGGAAGACUCUGACUCUGACGACUCCGAUGACGAAGACUCAGAAGACGACGAAAAGGCUGCCCUAAGUUCGACAGAAGGAAAUGACGAUACGUUGCAUGAAAUCAGCAAUACACUACCCAGUUUGCAGGUUUCGGAUUCCAAUUUUUACGACCUCUUCUGCCUCCCGCAAGGCGCACAAGAGCUUUCACAACAGCAGAUCCGAAACGCAUACUAUCGUCUCUUUGUUCUUUUUUACCCUGAGAGCUAUCCUGCGCAUCUGCGUCCAGUUGCUCGCCAACAAUUCCUCCGGGUUCAAGAUGCUUUUGAGACGCUUAUUGAUCCAGUGCGCCGAGCGCAAUACGAUGUAGACCAGUUCGUGCAAGCUGAAGGAACGGAAGCCUUCGAGUCUGAAUACGAAAUCGCGUUCCAAGAAGCUGUUCGGGACCGCAUUCAAAGCAGUAUCAGCACCAACUCUGAUUUGGGUGUUCGACUGGACGCAUCUGAGUCGACCAGUGGCAGACCAAAACUCCAGAUCCUGGACUUUGCUCUCAGCCAUUCCGUCACAAUCGAGCUUCCAGGCGUGCAGAAGCUGGUGCAGCCUCAAAUUGCACGGAUAGAGAGUCUUGCUUCCAAAAACGAGAAGAAACCCGUGGGGAGUCCAUCGCAGCCUGGUGUUCAAGUAGCCACACCCACGGUAACCAUUACUGGAUCUACUUAUGGCAUCUCGAAGGAUCUCUCAUCAGUACCAACUUCACUCUUGUACGAUCGGUAUCAGCCUCUUCUACCCCUGACAAUUUCGAGGCAUAGGCUUAUGCAGCUUGUCGAGAAUAAAUUUGCGCCAUUGGCCACUCUUCAAUAUAGACAAGAGUUCCUCAACCGCAAGCUCUCACCAUCGCCAGAGAAGUUUAGAUGGAUAAAGACAGCUGUUGAGCUCGAGGCGGAUGUUUUGCCUGAACUUACCGCUAGAAGCCGUCUCUACCACCACUUUCUCCUGCCCAAUUUCACCGAGCCUACUAUUGCUGAAGCUAGCAUACAAUCUUCGCGGGAUACUACUGAGUUUCAACCCCGUGUUGCUAUCGGCCUUUAUCAGAAUCUACGCCAUGGAACUGGCUUCCUCCGCGCAGAUACUGGCGAUUGGGCCUUUGGCGCUGAACAGUACUCUCGAUUCUUCUCUGAGCACUCCACGAUAAACCCGGACUUCUUCAACACUGAAGCGCCUGGAGCUACUCCCAGCAUAGAACUAGGUUUCCGAACGGGACAGUCAGACCGAUUGCCAGCCCCGGGUUCCUCGGAUACCCCUGGCGACGAGGGUGGAAUUCGAGGUCUUGACUACGAGAUCAACACAUGCCAGCAUGGAUCAUGGGCUAUUUCCGCUUCUGCAUCGCCUGUCUCGGCGGCUGGUGCUAUAAGAUAUAGCAAGGAUUUGGUCCUGCCUUUCCAGGCUCCGCCAACGUCAUUAGAUCCAGGCAUGCCUGCAGCAGCACGUCUAGAGGCAGAACUCUGCUCAAACAGAUUCCAAGAUCAAUACUUGGCUGUCCGUAAUCUCUGGCCUGUUGGUCGUUUUGCGCGCAUCGGUCUUGAAGUUGGUAUGAGCAUACACAACCUCCACCUCUCCGUCUACUGGUCUCGUCUUGGUCAACGUCUGAGUGUCCCUUUGCUCAUCGCUCCGCGAUCACUACUUGGACCCGACAUCCUCUUCUGGGCUGGCGCCUUGCCAUUUGCUGGCCUUGCUGCAGUGCAACUUGGCCUCAGCUACCGCCGUCAACAGACUGCGCGUUCGCACCGACGUAGUCGUUUAGACAUAUCCUCUACCGAAAAACCAGUCACUAUCGCCCAACACCGAUUUGAAGCCGACAACAUCACUACACUUCUUGCACAACCUGUUGAAGUUCGCCAGAAGGGUCAGAUGACCCUCAAAGGUCUCGUAAUCCUCAGUGCGAGGUUUGGUGUUCCUAGUGAAGACGGCUCACUCGUUCCAAGCGAUGAAGUUGCCGAUGUGACCGUCGCCGUUGCGGCUUUGGUCAGUGAACCUUCUUACGUUAACGGACCUGCCCUUGUGAUCCCUCAAGGAGUGCGCAAGAACCGUCUGCCAGGCUUCUGGGAUCCUGCACCAGGCCAAGACAAGGUUCUCCGUGUUGAGUACCAGUUCAAGGGUGAGGCGGGCUCUAUUGAGGUCGGUGACCAUGAUGAACUUGUUCUUCCACCGCAAGCUUGA